Molecule: messenger RNA, 722 nt
Organism: Musca domestica (house fly)
Lineage: Eukaryota; Metazoa; Arthropoda; Insecta; Diptera; Muscidae
Gene: SerRS-m
Product: serine--tRNA ligase, mitochondrial
Exons: 3
Coding region: 16-678 (220 amino acids)
Biological process (GO): mitochondrial seryl-tRNA aminoacylation
Cellular component (GO): mitochondrion
Molecular function (GO): ATP binding; tRNA binding; serine-tRNA ligase activity
Source: RefSeq, a predicted model, not a curated record
AUUACCUAGGGCGGAAUGCCACUGGAUUCUGGAUUGUGCUUGUCUGGAACAUCGGAAAUGGCCUUAGCUGGUUUUUUUGAAAACUAUAUGCUUGAAGAAAAUGAACUUCCAUUAAAAGUUGCAGCCGUAAGCCGUUGCUUUAGAGCAGAAACAUCUGGAUUAACAGAAGAAAAAGGUAUAUACAGGGUCCACCAAUUCACCAAAGUUGAAAUGUUCUCAAUAUGCAGUGCGACCCAGUCGGAACAUAUGAUUGAAUGUUUUAAAAAUUUGCAAUUGGAACUUUUUAAAAAGUUAGGCCUUAAACUUCGACUCUUGGAUAUGCCUCCAAAUGAACUAGGUGCUUCCGCAUAUCAAAAGUAUGACAUUGAAGCAUGGAUGCCGGGACGUGCAACAUGGGGAGAAAUUUCGAGCUGCAGUAAUUGCACUGAUUACCAAGCAAAACGCCUUAACAUCCGAUAUAGAACUAGAGAAGGUGAUAUUAAAUAUACACACACCGUCAAUGGAACCGCAGCAGCGAUACCAAGAUUGUUAAUAGGACUGCUUGAGACCCAUCAGGUCGAUUCCAAUAUAAUUCAAGUGCCUGAAGUUGUUGCCAAGUACAUGGAAACCGAUAUAAUUUCUAAAGCAAAAUUUAUUCCCGAAAUUAAACUUAUUAAGCAUUUAAAAAAUGAUAUGUGAAACGAGUGGACAAAAUGAUGAAAUAAAGCUUGUUAUAAUGUAAA